Molecule: messenger RNA, 298 nt
Organism: Cylicostephanus goldi
Lineage: Eukaryota; Metazoa; Nematoda; Chromadorea; Rhabditida; Strongylidae
Source: the annotation of a GenBank genome assembly
GCUUUGGCUUCAUCACAUUCGACAACGACGAAGUGUCCGACAAAGUCUGUGAGAUACAUUUUCAUGAGAUCAACGGAAAAAUGGUUGAAUGCAAGAAAGCGCAGCCAAAGGAGGUAAUGCUUCCUGUGCAAUUGAACAAAUCACGUGCCGCUGCUGCUCGGAAUCUGUAUGGACUACCACCAGAACAAUUGCUUGGUAGGUUUUUCACAAAAUUGACCAAGAUUUUUUCAUUUCUUUUCCUAGGAGUAUCCUUUUUUAGCAUACGCUACUUAUCUACCUCGAUUCGGGUACGGUAAUC